Enhydra lutris kenyoni (northern sea otter) is the source of this 2431-nucleotide messenger RNA. RefSeq names its product myotubularin related protein 11. The coding region runs from base 1 to 2103 and encodes 700 amino acids. The transcript has 17 exons. Lineage: Eukaryota; Metazoa; Chordata; Mammalia; Carnivora; Mustelidae. The record is from RefSeq and is a predicted model, not a curated record.
AUGUGGUGGGGGGGUCGGGGCCAGAGUUUCAACAUCGCCCCCCAGAAGGCGGAGCCAGACAUGGGGCGAUCUGGACCAAAAUCUGUCCAGAGGACUGGGAUGCUGGAGUCCAGGAGUUGUCAGCUUGGCCAUCAGCUGGCCACGGGAUGCCUCCCAGGGGAGCAGAUCCUAGCAUGGGCCCCAGGGGUAAGAAAGGGGCUGGAACCUGAAUUGCCUGGAACCCUGAUCUGCACCAACUUGAGGGUCACCUUCCAGCCCUGUGGAUGGCAACGGAGUCAGGAGACUCCCCUGAGCAGUGAAUAUGAUUUUGUCCUGGUCAACAUUGGGCGAUUAGAGGCUGUGAGUGGAUUGUCCAGAGUCCAGCUCCUCCGUCCAGGGUCCCCACUUAAAUUUAUCCCUGAGGAGAUUCUCAUUCAUGGCCGAGACUUCCGGCUGCUCAGAGUUGCUUUUGAGGCUGGAGGACUAGAGCCUCAGGCCUUUCAGGUGACCAUGGCCAUUGUCCGAGCCAGAGCUCAGAGCAGUCAAGCCCAACAGUAUGCAGGGAUAUCCCUGAGCAAGGCUGGCCAGAGUUCAGGGUCCAGAAAACCACCUAUACCCCUCUUGGAGACAUCAGAAGACUGGGAGACUGAGCGGAAAAAGCAGGGGGCCAAGGGCUGGAGAGUCAGCACUGUUAAUGAGAGGUUCGACGUAGCCACCAGCCUCCCCCGUUACUUCUGGGUCCCGAAGCGAACUCUGGACAGUGAGGUCAGGAGAACAUUUGGCCACUUCCAUCAGGGCCGUGGACCGCGCCUGUCCUGGCAUCACCCUGGGGGCAGUGAUCUUCUCCGCUGUGGUGGCUUCUAUACAGCCAGCGACCCUAACAAAGAGGAUAUCAGAGCAGUGGAGUCAAUGCUCCAGGCUGGGCAUUCAGAUGUUGUGCUGGUGGACGCUGUGGAUGAACUGCCUAGUCUUACAGAUGUUCAGCUUGCCCACUUGAAGCUGAGGGCCCUCUGCCUGCCUGACUCAUCUGCAGCUGAGGAGAAAUGGCUCUCGGCCUUGGAAGGAACACGAUGGCUGGAUUACGUCAGGUCUUGUCUUCGAAAGGCCAGUGACAUCUCAGUCUUAGUGACAUCCAGGGUUCGCUCUGUAAUACUCCAAGAGCGCAGUGAUCGUGAUUUCAAUGGCCUCCUCUCUUCACUCGUCCAGCUGCUUUCAGCCCCUGGAGCCCGAACACUGCUUGGCUUCCAAUCACUAGUGCAGCGAGAGUGGGUGGCAGCUGGACAUCCCUUCCUGACCCGACUUGGAGUAACUGGAGCCAGUGAAGAGGCUCCAGUGUUUCUUCUCUUCCUUGAUUGUGUCUGGCAGCUCCUCCAGCAGUUUCCAGCUGAGUUUGAAUUCUCAGAGUUUUUCCUUCUUGCUCUUCACGACAGUGCCAGAGUUCCUGACACUCUCACAUUCUUGAGAAAUACUCCCUGGGAGCGCAGAAAACAGAGCGGACAGUUCAACUCCUAUACACAAAUCUGUACCCCAGGGUACUCCCAACCCCUUGCUGGGAACUCGGUUAACCCACAGCUGUCCGUCUGGGACUGGGAUUUACGUUACAGCAGUGAACAGAUACUACAGUUCCAUAAUCCUGGCUAUGACCCAGAAUACUGCCCAGAUUCCUGGCUCCCUAGACAGCAGCCAAGCUUCCUGGUUCCUGGACCCCCCAGUUCUGUGUGGCUCUUCUCCAGAGGGGCCCUGACCCCCAUGAAUCAGCUCUGUCCUUGGCGGGACAGCCCCUCCCUACUGGGUGUCUCUUCUCGUUGGCUCCCUCGACCUGCUAUCUCCUCUGAAAGCCUGGCUGAUCAGGAGUGGGGGCUCCCCUCACACUGGGGAGCUUGCCCUUUACCCCGGGGGUUGCUGCUGCCUGGAUAUCUGGGACCCCAGAUCAGGCUGUGGAGACGCUGCUACCUGAGGGGAAGGCCUGAGAUCCAGAAAGGCCUCUCAGCUCCCACAAUCUCUGGCCUCCAGGAUGAACUAUCCCAUCUUCAGGAACUUUUAAGGAAAUGGACACCAAGAGUAUCUCCUGAGGAUCAUUCCAAGAAAAGAGAUUCACAUACCAUUCUCUCCCAAUCCCGUUGAAAUUGCUGUCUUUUGUAUGGGUCUGGCGAAGGAUGGUCUGGGGUGAGGGAGGGUUCUUUUUAAUUCUCCAAUUUUUAUUAUCUGGUCUUGCUGUCUCAGCUUUUGACACUCCAGCCCUCAACAAGCUCACUGAUCAACUUUCCAUUGUAGAUGGGUGGUGCUAACCUCCCAACUCUUGCCCUGUCCUGUUUUGUUGCUCAAGAGGUUUCUUAGGAUUUGAGGAAUUAAGAAACAAAAGCAAUCCUGAAUACGAUUAACUUUGUUUUUUUCAAGGCAAUUCUAUCCCUUUGGAUAUCCAGCUGUUAAAUGUGAGAUGAGAGAUGCUGUU